Echinops telfairi (small Madagascar hedgehog) is the source of this 456-nucleotide messenger RNA. Its product is annotated as glutamyl-tRNA(Gln) amidotransferase subunit C, mitochondrial-like. Gene Ontology annotation, cellular component: mitochondrion; glutamyl-tRNA(Gln) amidotransferase complex. The record is from RefSeq and is a predicted model, not a curated record. The coding region runs from base 1 to 456 and encodes 151 amino acids. NCBI's taxonomy places the organism in Eukaryota, Metazoa, Chordata, Mammalia, Afrosoricida, Tenrecidae. The transcript is spliced from 2 exons. Gene Ontology annotation, biological process: regulation of translational fidelity; glutaminyl-tRNAGln biosynthesis via transamidation; mitochondrial translation. Gene Ontology annotation, molecular function: glutaminyl-tRNA synthase (glutamine-hydrolyzing) activity.
AUGGAGAAAUUUGAACUUUUACAUAAUGUUAAUGAAAAUGGGCCGAGAGGAGGAAAAUGUGGGCAUGGGUCGGGCGGCUGCUGGCUGUUCACCUGCAAGAUAGGUCCUCAGGGAAGCCGUCCGAUCACGGUCGAGGUGAUCGAACACCUGGAGCGCUUGGCGCUGGUGGAUUUUGGCAGCCGCAAGGCUGUGGCGCAGCUGGAGAAAGCCAUCGCCUUUGCCAACCGGCUCCACGCAGUGCACACAGACGGCGUGGAGCCCAUGGAGUCGGUACUGGAGGACAGGUGCCUGUACCUGAGAUCUGAUGAUGUAAAAGAAGGCAACUGUGUUGAAAAACUACUUCAGAACUUUCACCGGGUCGUGGAGGAGUAUUUCGUGGCCCUUCCAGGUAAUAUCUCGCUGGCAAAGCUGGAAGAUAAAGAGCCCUCUCAAGGCCACAAAGGGAGUAACCUUUAA